AUUGCGCCACUGCACUCUAGCCUGGGCGACAGAGCAACACUCUGUCUCAAAAAAAAAAGAGAGAGAGAGAGAGAGAUGUCUAUUACAAGAGCUGACACCAGCAAUGCUCAGUAAACAUUCAUUUCAUCACCUUUUAAAAACAGCUUUAUUGAAACAAUAAUUCAUGUCAUAAAAUAUACCCCUUUAAAGUGUACAAUUCAGUGAUUGUUAGUAGAUUCAUAGAGUUAUAUACCUAUCACUGUGAUCUAUCUAAUUCUAGAACAUUUUCAUCACCCUAAAAAGAAUCCCAUUGACAGUCACUCCUUGUUCCCCAAGCCCCUCAGCCUUUGGCAGCCACUAACCUCCUUUCCAGCUCUCUGGAUUUUCUAUUCUAGACAUUUUGUAUAAAUGGAAUCAUACAAUACGUGGCCUUUUGUGACUGGUUUCAUUUACUUAGCAUGAUGUUUUCAAGAAUUUAAGCUUCAUCCAUGUGAUUGCAUGUACUUCAUUUCUUUUUUUGGUUGAAUCAUACUCCAUGGUAUGGAUAGAACACAUUUUGCUUAUUUAUAGCUCGGUUACCUUUGUGUUGCAGAAGAUGCUCAUGCUUCUGUCUCCUUGUUUCCAGGCCACAGAAAUAAGCACCUAAUUGGGGGAGGGGAGGAGAGGACUUAUUGAAUAUUUUUCAAAUUUUGAUUUUAAUAAUUUUUGGCUUUCUGAAUUCAAAGUAUUUUGAUCAGUUUAUUUAAUUGGUCUUUUUAAUACCCCUUUUAAAAAUUACAGCGUCACGGAGGAAACUUCAUUUGGGUUGUGAGAAUAGGGAUUUAAGGGGAAAAGGUAGUACUCUAGGGUCUAACAGAGUGAAAGGAUACUUUGUCAUGUGAAAUUUUUCUUGGAUUGGUCCUGAGAUAGAGUAAAGCAAAAAGCUGGUUCCUGUGGGUUGGGACAGAGCAGUGGAUUGACCUUGUUUAUUCACUUGGUUCAUUUGCCCUUUGUGUCACAGGGCCCCAGAUGGGUCCCAGGUAGUGAAAUAUUAGCUUAUCUAAUUUGUAUCCUUUCACACUCCUUAAACACAUAUCCAGGGCAACAGGAAAAAAUGCGGUGCCUGUAUUAGAAUAAAAUUUAGGGCCUGGUUUGGUGACAGGCACCAGUACUUUCAGCUACUCUGGUGGCUGAGGCAGGAGGAUUGCUUGAGCCUAGGAGUUCUAGGCUAUAGUGCAUGAUGAUGAUUUUACUGGCAUACAGAUGAAAAAGAAAAAUAUAUUUGAAAUCAAAAUAAAAAUACAGCGCACAAUGAUGUUGCUGUGCUGCCUAGGCUAUAGUGCACUCCAGCCUGGGCAGCAUAGCAAGAUCCCAUCUCUCAUAAGAAACUUUACUAGAAUGAAACUUUUUUAUUACAUAGAUGUUGCUUAUUCAUUGUAGAAAAAAUUGAAUUACAGAUGAUUUUUAAAACUACCAGAGCAAACCAUUUAACCUAUUUGUGUACAUACUCCCAGAUUUCUUAAACAUGUUGCAAAAAAAAUAAAUCGUACCAUUCUGGUGGUUUUCUAAGCUGCUUUUUAUACGUAAUGUAUUGUGAGCAUCUUUUCAUGGCCAUAACUAUUACAUACAAAAGAAAAAAAAACAGGCUUCACAAUAAAUACUUAAAAGACAUUUUGACCAGAAACUAAUGAGGAAGGGUUUUUUGGUUUUGUUUUUGCGAUUUUGUUUUUGUACCUCCUGUAUAAUGCUGAACUUGGUAAUUCUGCAGUAAAUAUUAACAUUUUCUCAGGAUCUGCUGAAGAUGAACAUGACAACAAAUAAGAAACUCCACUUUCCUCAGCACAGCCUUAAUUAACAUCGCUGGCUUUGUUUGAGAUCAAGCAAAUGUUGGCUUCAGUGUCCGAGUCUCUUCUUGGGGUCCCACGGCCUUGGGUCUAGCACCUCUGCUGGACACCUCGUAGGGCUUCCGAGACGUGCCGCGACCCACAGGACCCCACGAAAGCUUUUUCCCACGGCAAGCUCCCUGGGGACGGGGAAAGGAGCCGGGACCCGAACCUAGCUGGCCUCGCGCUGCGACUGCGGAGAGAAGGGCGGUGGCCCGCACGGGGCGGGCGGCUCUGCACACUGCAGCUGGGGAGGUCCAGGUCUGCCGCUGGGGCGGGGUGGCGGCUCAGUGUUGUUGGGUCCCUAUGGAGAUGACCCUGUCCCUGCCCCACCCCUCUCCGGAGCUGCGUGCCGGUGAGGGCGCACUCGAUUUUCACUGCACGGUUUCAAGAGAAGACAGCCGCCACCAUGCCGGGCCUCAUGGCCACUUCCCAGAGGUGAUCUUAAUUGCACACCUAUUGAAAUAAACCUGUAGUUUCCAGAAGUGGAAGAAAAUUUGCUGAGACGUCAACUGAGGAUUCUUCCUGGAGAACUGCGGAGAUGGAGAGCUUCCACACAAGAUUUAGUGCCUGGACACCUUUUAGCAACAAGUCAUUAAAUAGACAGCUCUUUCAGGAAAGAGUGGCUCUUAUAAGUCAUUGGUUUGACCUCUGGACUAACAAGCAACGUCAAGAAUUCUUAUUCGCGAUUUUUUUAAGAUGCACUAAAUCACAGUUAAGGUUUGUCCAAGACUGGUUUUCAGAAAGGAUGCAAGUGGCCAAAGUGGAUUUCUCUACAGUGUUACCACGCUUCAUUUCUCUAUAUAUCUUUUCCUUUCUGAGUGCGAAAGAUUUGUGUGCAGCUGCCCAAGUCAGCUGGCCCUGGAAGUUUUUAACUGAACAGGAUUGCUUAUGGAUGCCCAAAUGCGUUAAAUUUGGGUGGUUUCUGCCCUAUACUCCAACAGAUAAUGAGUAUGGUGCUUGGAAGCGCCAUUACGUUGCCUGUGUGUCCCACUUAGACUGGCUGACACCUAGGGAGGCUGCUGCUACUUAUGGGACGCUGAAUGAACCCAAAACAGAAGAUGAGGAACUACUGGAGAGACAAAGAGAAAAGUGCUUGAGGAAAAGAAUUUGGGAGGAAAUUGCACUACGUAACAAGGAGUUAUUCAAAGUUAGACCCCCUUGGGUUAGUGGAACUUGCUGCUCUAGCGUGCUAAAGCCCAGACGCCAACCACGCCUCUCCCAGACUGUAAGGGAGCGAGUGGGUUCACGUGAAGCUUUGGAGAAACAGCUUGUUUUGACAUCUUUAGAAAUCUUGCCCAAGCGAAGCAAUAUUUCUGGAAGCCAUUCCUACCCUUUAUUAUCAAAGAAAUAUUGGCAUGGAGUUCAUAAAAAUGAUGACAGCUCUUCAUAUGCUCUCCGGCCACACUUCAUAUUAAUAUCAUCCCGGAUUCCUGCGUAUGAGAUGGUAGUGGAGAGCGUGAAGGCUGGUGUCGUUUCUGUGGUAUAUGAACACAGCGUAACCUUGGAGAGCCUGCUGUAUCUGAUAGAAAAAGCUCUGGACGGGAGGAAGGCACAGAGCAUGGGAAUAUUUAGCGAUGGAGAUAGCAGAGAAAUCAAUUUACUCCAAGGCUAUAAAAUUGGUGUUAAAAAUUUACUGAGGCCUGAAGUGAGAGAUUUCUGGGAGAAAUUAGGAAGCUAUGUGGCCACUGAAGAAGAAGGGGGUCAUGUGGACUUCUUCGUGCCCCUUGGAGCAUCAGAGGCAGGAACUGAAGUUCUUUCCCAGCUGUCUCAACUAACUGGCACAUUCUUUACGGCCCCCACUGGGAUUGCAACUGGCUCUUACCAGCACAUUCUUAGUGAUUGGCUGGGAUCCCAAUGGGGAAAGGCCCCCUCUUCCAUCUACUUCUGCGAAGCAAAGCUACAGACAUGGUCCAGCUUCGCAGACUUCCUAGAAGAAACCUUGAAAACAGUAAGGAAGCAGCUGUAUCCUCUCUUCAAGGAACUGCAGAAGAGCAUCAGUGGCAGGAUGAUAGGUAAGCAUGGGCAGUUUAUGUUUGACACUGGUAUGACUAACAUUCUGAAUAACCAAGAGACUACAAUAAGUCAUAAGAUACUGAUGGAGUUGUCAAAAGAAGAUUCUGAAAGAAGUGUUGUAGAAGACAAUUCUUGGGACACAAAGUCCAGGCUCAGCAAAAAUGAUUUAAAUUUUGAAGCACUGAUUAAUCUGGAGAGAAUACUCCAGAAGGAUUCAGCAGAAAAGCGAACUAGAGUUGUCAGGGAACUCUUACAGAGUGAGAGAAAAUACGUGCAGAUGCUGGAAAUUGUGAGAGAUGUUUAUUUCGCACCACUGAAAGCAGCACUGUCAUCAAACAGAGCAAUUCUGAGUGCUGCCAAUAUCCAGAUCCUUUUCUCUGAUAUUCUACAGAUUUUAAGUCUUAACAGGCAGUUUCUAGAUAACCUGAGAGACAGACUACAGGAAUGGGGCCCAGCUCACUGUGUGGGAGAAAUAGUCACGAAGUUUGGAAGCCAGUUGAACACAUAUACCAAUUUCUUCAACAAUUACCCUGUCAUUCUGAAAACUAUUGAGAAGUGCAGAGAAAUGAUACCAGCAUUCCGAACUUUCCUGAAGAGGCAUGAUAAGACCAUUGUUACCAAAAUGCUGAGCCUGCCGGAGCUGCUGUUGUACCCAUCCCGAAGAUUUGAAGAAUAUCUUAAUCUCCUCUACGCUGUCAGGCUUCAUACCCCUGCAGAGCAUGUUGACCGUGGGGACUUGACCACUGCAAUUGACCAAAUCAAAAAAUAUAAAAGUUAUAUAGAUCAGAUGAAGCAAAACAUCAAUAUGAAGGAUCAUCUGUCAGAUAUACAGAGAAUCAUCUGGGGAUGCCCUACUCUAUCAGAAGUAAACAGAUAUCUAAUUAGGGUACAAGAUGUAGCCCAACUUCAUUGCUGUGAUGAAGAAAUAAGUUUCUCUUUAAGGCUCUAUGAACACAUCCAUGAUCUCAGCCUUUUCCUCUUCAAUGAUGCACUGCUCGUUUCUAGUCGGGGCACAUCUCAUACUCCAUUUGAGAGGACUUCAAAAACAACCUACCAGUUCAUUGCAUCAGUGGCCCUUCAUCGGUUACUCAUAGAAAAUAUUCCAGAUUCCAAGUAUGUCAAGAAUGCAUUUAUUCUUCAAGGUCCAAAAUAUAAAUGGAUUUGUGCUACAGAAGUAGAGGAUGAGAAGUUCCUAUGGCUGUCAGUACUUAGAAAUGCAAUCAAAAGCAGUAUGGAGAAGUGAGACCAAACUUGAAAACUUCAAGGGUGCCAAUUCUCCCCAGCAAAGACAGACAACAUGUAUUUUCUGUUCCAAAAUAUCCAGUAAGAAACAGAGUAACUGUCAUGGAUGAUGAGAUAAACUAAGAUGACCCAUAGGAUCUUUACAACUUUUAAACUUUAUCAUUUGUG
Chlorocebus sabaeus (green monkey) is the source of this 5267-nucleotide messenger RNA. Lineage: Eukaryota; Metazoa; Chordata; Mammalia; Primates; Cercopithecidae. The record is from RefSeq and is a predicted model, not a curated record.